This is a messenger RNA of Urocitellus parryii (Arctic ground squirrel), 641 nucleotides long. The record is from RefSeq and is a predicted model, not a curated record. NCBI's taxonomy places the organism in Eukaryota, Metazoa, Chordata, Mammalia, Rodentia, Sciuridae.
CUUCAGGUUGGCGGAAUCGACAAAGUACCUCCUGCAAGGAGAGGGUGAGAAGACUGAGGAGGUGAUGCGUCUCAGCUAUGAACCAAGCUUUUUGGAAAACCUACAAGUCCAAAGUGCUACAGACCCUGAGUGGGGAAUCUGAGGAGGACCUGGCAGAGGAGAGGGAGAACCCAGCUUUAGUGGAGUCUGAGACAGCAGAACCUGCUGAGGAGGACUUCAGUCCCGUGUCACAGCUGGCCCGCAGGGUUCAGGGAGUCGGGGUGAAAGGCUGGCUGACAAUGUCAUCUCUGUUUAACAAAGAAGAUGAGGACAAGCUGCUGCCACCAGAGCCCUGUGCUGACCACCCCCUGGCGGCGCAGCCCACCUCGCAGGGGGGGGCCACCGAGGCAGAGCCGCGCGGCCCGGGAUUCUGGGAUGCGUUCGCCAGCAGGUGGCAUCAGCAGCAGACCGCGGCCGCGUCCAUGCUGCGGGGCGCCGAACCCACCCCGAAGGCGGACCCGGAGCCCCAGGACCAGGCCGGAGAGGAGGCCAACGAGCGCCCGGAGCCUCGGGAGGUGGACCCCGCGGCCGGCUUCAAGUGGGAUUUCCUCACCAACAAACUGGCCGAGAUGAGGGUGAAGGCCGUGCCCAAAGGUGACUAG